Molecule: messenger RNA, 6022 nt
Organism: Meriones unguiculatus (Mongolian gerbil)
Lineage: Eukaryota; Metazoa; Chordata; Mammalia; Rodentia; Muridae
Gene: P2ry4
Product: pyrimidinergic receptor P2Y4
Exons: 2
Coding region: 172-1266 (364 amino acids)
Biological process (GO): transepithelial chloride transport; G protein-coupled receptor signaling pathway
Cellular component (GO): plasma membrane
Molecular function (GO): G protein-coupled UTP receptor activity; G protein-coupled purinergic nucleotide receptor activity
Source: RefSeq, a predicted model, not a curated record
UGGGUAGGAGUCUUGCCAAGGUUCCUAGGCAAGAGCGGUGGUGGCGGUGGUGCUCUUGGGCUGGAAGCAGGUGUGAAGUGGGGUGGCUUCAGGGGAAAAUAAGAGUUCGGAGAACUAGGACCAGCUGAGAGGAGAGGGGGAGAGGCCCUCAUCAGCAGGACAGGAGUUGUCAUGGGGGCCAUGACCAGUGCAGACUCCUUGCUAUUCACAUCACUAGGCCCCAGCCCAAGUUCUGGAGAUGGUGAUUGUAGGUUUAAUGAGGAGUUCAAGUUCAUCCUGUUGCCUGUGAGCUAUGCUAUUGUCUUCGUGCUGGGCCUGGCCCUCAAUGCCCCAACCCUCUGGAUGUUCCUCUUCCGCUUUCGACCCUGGGAUGCAACAGCCACUUACAUGUUCCAUUUGGCAUUGUCAGACACUCUGUACGUGCUGUCACUGCCCACCCUCGUCUACUACUACGCUGCCAGGAACCACUGGCCCUUUGGCACUGGCUUCUGCAAGUUUGUCCGCUUUCUCUUCUAUUGGAACCUCUACUGCAGUGUCCUUUUCCUCACCUGCAUCAGUGUGCACCGCUACCUGGGCAUCUGCCACCCGCUGCGGGCGCUACGCUGGGGACGCCCUCGAUUUGCAGGCCUUCUCUGCCUAGGUGUUUGGUUGGUGGUAGCUGGCUGCCUCGUGCCCAACCUGUUCUUUGUGACAACCAGCCCCAAUGGAACCACCAUCCUGUGCCAUGACACCACUCGGCCAGAGGAGUUUGACCACUAUGUGCACUUCAGUUCAGCAGUCAUGGUGCUGCUCUUUGGCUUGCCCUUCUUGGUCACUCUGGUCUGCUAUGGACUCAUGGCCCUGCGACUGUGUCGACCUUUGCCGGGAGCUGGACAGUCAUCUUCUCGGCUCCGUUCUCUUCGCACCAUCGCUGUAGUGAUGACUGUCUUUGCUGUCUGCUUUGUGCCUUUCCACAUCACCCGCACAAUUUAUUACCUGGCAAGGCUGUUGAAAGCUGACUGCCAGAUCCUGAACAUUGUCAAUGUGGUUUACAAAGUGACUCGGCCCCUGGCCAGUGCUAAUAGCUGUCUGGAUCCAUUGCUCUAUUUGUUCACCGGAGACAAAUAUCGACACCAGCUCCAGCGACUGUGCAGAGGUAGUGCACCCCAGCGCCGAAUAACUGCCUCCUCCCUGGCAUUGGUGACCCUACAUGAGGAAAGCAGCAACAGGUGGGCAGACACCCACCAAGACAGUAUCUUCCCUGCCUAUAGGGAAGACAGAUUAUAACCCUGGGCACUGGUUGUGAAAGGAAGGAACAGAGGGGAGAGAGUUGGUUAGUGGUGACCCCUGAUAAGGGCAUCAGCCGCCCUCUUUUUAGCCAAAGUUUGGAAUAGUUACUCCUCUACCUCUACUUUUUUCUCUUUUUCUGUCCCUUCCUGGGGCCAACAGAAAACAAUCCUGUUUCUGGAGCCUGGAACGUUUCCUUGGUGCUCUAUGCCCUUUUUACUUCUUGAACCACAUUAGAGAAUUCAACUAGAGGUGUGAAGAAUGGGGUGAUCUCAAGACUGGCCUGAUGUAUAUAAUAGGGUAAACCAGAAUCAGGAAGCUGAGAUGCUAGUAGAUCACAGAUGCCAUAUAUGCCAUAGCAUCCACACCCACUUCCUGGCUUCCUCUCAAAGACAGGCUAGCCUUACCUGCCAAGGUGCUGAAAUAGGGUUCAAGCCCUGGUAGCCUGCCUGGCAAAGCCUCACAUGGCAGCUAGAAGCCUGGUGCGGUUGAACUGCUGAACAGCCACAAAGCAGAGUACUAGGCUUGAGCGGUGACCCCAAGGAGCCUCAGGCGGCAGGGUCCAGGUUGAUAGCAGCCUUGGAAACGAAACAGGAAUGAGACUAGAUCCACCUCUCUGACUGCUGAGAACAUAUUUGAUAGCUCCCAUGUGCUUAAUGAAAGAAGGAGUGGACAGCUCUGACUGAGAAGGAAGAAAACCUGUAGAGUCCAUGGUUCCAAGUUCUAGUAGCGAUGAGCAGAGCAGGUUUGUGCAGGAUAGGGUGGUGACAUGAAUAGUUGCCCAGAACUGGUCUCUCUCCUUUCUCCAGCUCUAGUUAGAUAAAAGAUAAACCUGUCACCAGCUCUUUUUUGAAUCAGGCUAUAGGACUUCAAGGCCAGGGUGGAGCACUCAGUUUCCUACCUGAUCAGUCCUCUUACCACAGCACUUAUGGCCUUGGAGGAUCUGAUGGGUGUAUGGAGCUGGGGAAAUUAACCCUUGAACCUGAGCAGUAAGAGUUUCUGAGUGGGCAUUCAUGAGAAGAGAAAUCUCUUUUCAUCUUCUUUUCCAUGAAAUCACCUCAUAGCCUAUUAGUCUUCUGAGUCAGACGCCAGUGUUUGCUGACUUUUCUGACCCCUUACUCAUCUACUGAAACCAAAUUCCUAUUGGCUUCUCAUUGUUCUCUCUGGCUCCAGAGAGUAGGGAAGCAAGACACUAGACUGCAGAGUAAAACAACUUAAUCUUACUGCCCCUCUGUCCUCCUUUCUGGUCUUUAAAGGGAUCUCUCUCCCUUGGAACACAAGAGUUCUUCUGUUAGGAGUAAAUUAACUGGCCUUUUUUAUUCUUACCAUGUUCCCACUCGUAUGACCACAGCUCUCUUGCCUGUCACCUCUCCUACCCAUUGGCCCCACACAGUAAAAUUAUUCUCUUCCUUAUAACUCAUUCAAGCUCCUCCAUUGUUAAGCCAUAACGCCAAGCUGCUUAGUCAAGACUAACCUCCUGGACUUUAUUCACAUUCUACUACUUUAUCCUUUCCCGUCUUUCCCCAGGCUCUCACUGUGAACCUCUAUCUAGCCUCAAACUAGCUUCAGAGACCUGGAUGAAAUUGAACUCAUAGAUAUCCACCUGUCUUUUUGCCUACAGAGUGCUGGGAUUAAAGACAUAUGCCACCAGGCUGGGUAAACGUCUCAACUUCUCUAUGCUUCAUUCAUAUCUGCUUAGUCUUCAUCAUGUCCUUCUUCAUGGUCCCUGAAUGGCAGACCUUGUUCCUUUCUUUCUUUCUCUUCAUCUUUGUCAGUUAGUUCCAUCAAUGAUUUUAUACCAUCAUAUAGAAAAGACAUAAGCACUGCCUUAACUUUGCUUUCUCAUCUCGCCACCAUCUGUAAGUCUCUUUUCAUUCUACUACUGCUAUAGACUCCACUUACAGAAUCUCUAUGAACUCUCCAUAUCUGAGUUCCUCCCACUCUUCUGAACUCAGAACACAAAUGGCUUCUUUGGCAAGAACUUCAAUGCUAUUUUCUCUACUCUUAUCCCUCUUUGACCUCUCUACUUCAGUUGACUCUAAUGCCUGUCUUUUAUAGUUUAUUUGUUUGUUUGUUUUGAGACAGGGUUUGUCUGUGUAGCCUUGGCUGUCCUGGGCUCACUUUGUAGAGCAGGCUGGCCUUGAAUUUAGAGAUCCUCCUGCCUCUGCCUCCCAAGUGCUGGGAUUAAAGGCAUGCACCACUACCACGAACCUGCUAUUUUGUAGGUUUGUUUUUAUGAAAAAUAUAAAAACAACAUUCUAACCAAUCUCAUUGUGACAACACUGAAAGGAAAUGUGAAGAGAAAAUACUCACCUAUUUCAAACCCAUAUUUCCAUUUUUCAUACUAUGUUUUCUUGGUUUGGACUCAUGUAUUAUAGAAGUAUAACCACAGUAUAUAUACCUUUUAAAAGUGUGUUGUUUUAGGGUAUUUAAGGUAUGAUGAUAUAUGCCUAUAAUCCCAAGAGCUGGUAGUUGAGGUAAGAGGGUCAUAAAUUUGAAGCCAUCUUAGGCUACAUAGUGAGAUCUUGGCUCAAAACAAACAAAUAAGUAUAAUCCUCUUAUUGUAAACUUUCUCCAGGAUCAUGUAGUCUUUCACAUUUAUUAUUUCAAUAGUUACAUAAAAUUCCUUCCAUCGGUAGAUUAUAUCUUAUUAAAUAUUUCCUUAUUAUUGACCACUUAGGUAGCUUACUUUUUCUGUGCUUUGAAUAUGUUCCUGUUCGUGGCUUUUUUUUCUUAUUUGUAAUUCUCUCUCUAGUACAAGUUCUCAGGAGUGAGAUUACCAGACCAAAGAGCAUGAAUGUUUUUAUGGAUUGCGAUUUUUCAAAAGGAUUGCAUAAAUUUUUACUGUCACUAUGAUAUAUGGCUAUCCUAGUUCCAUUGCAGUUUCAGCUUCAGACUUUAUAGGAAAUCGUUCUGGAUGGUAAACAUUCAGUUUGUUAAUUUCACGUCUUUGCUUACUUGUGGCAUUGAACACUUUUUAGUGUUUACUAUUUGCAUUAUUCUUCAGCUACUCUUUAGUGGUGUACUUCUAUUGAAAUAUGAUAUUUAUUUAAUAGAUGUAUUAUCAUUGGUCAUAUUUGACAUAUUUAACCCAUUUGUUACAAUAACUCUAUUUCCUUAUUUCACAGCCUAGAUUUAGAAUCUCUUUCCUUCUGCUUUUUGUAGAUUACUUCCUCUCUCUCCUUUGCUGCCAUCUAUUUGUCAGACUCUCCACAUGCGAGGGUUAUUUAAUCCUCUAUUGAUUAUCAGGUUGUUGUGUUUUUUUUUUUUUUUUUUUUUUUUUUUUUUUUUUUUUUUUUCUGGAGAGAAUAAAUAGCAGGUAAGUACAAUUCAAGUGACUUUUAGUUCUUAAGAAUGCCUCAGAGAUCAUACAGGGCUUGGGUUUCUCUUCAUUUUUCAGUUGAAGAAUCAGCUGGGUAAGAUGCCAUUCUCCAUAAUGGCAGGUAGAAACUAGACCCUGGACUGCUUUCCCAUGACUCCUCAAAUUCUACUAUGUCAACUUGGUGCUAAGCCAGACUUUGUCCCUCUAAACCUCAAUUGUCUACUGGUAGGUUCACUUAAAUCUUCCAUUGUUGCUUCUAAUCCAUAAUAGAGAAAGAAAGAAAGAAAGAAAGAAAGAAAGAGAGAAAGAAAGAGAGAAAGAAAGAAAUUGCCUGAACCAGUUCUCCUACUUAUCUUGCUCAUUUCUAUUCUUUGUACCUUUCUUAAAGCCUCUAAAGCUCCUGGGAAAGUCCACUCUUUCCUAUCUCAUCAUGUUCUAACAUUCCUGUCUUUGCCAGUUGUAAUUGGCUUUCUUUUAUGGUCCUCAUGCUACCAUUCUAAUACUGCCUCUUUCCGCCUUCAUAGGUUUCUGUCUCAUCCUUACGUUCAGCCACCUUCCACACUAAUGCAAUCUGUCUAAUGCUACCCUCAUAGUUUCACUCUUUUAGACAACUUUGAUGAUUUUUGUUGUCUACUAGUCAAAAUACUUUAGGCAGAAAUUUAAGAAAGUUUUAUCAAUCUUCCAUUCUCCCUCAAUACAAAUUUCUCUUCUCUAGGUUUUUGGGUUUGCUGAUUUGUUUUGUCUGUGUGUAGUGCUUGGGACAGAGCCUAAGAUCUUGCUCUUGUACCAUUGAGCUGCAUUUCUAAAUUUCUCUGGGCAAAUCAGUCUCUUUCGUCCCUCUCCAGAAAAUACUUAACAUUUUCUUACUCUGUACUUUCAUUGUCUGUCCUCUGUACUGAAAUGUAUGUCCCCUCCACCCCUAGUUGUCCUUUUCCUACCUAUUUUCCAAGGGCCAGGCUUAGGUCUUACAUAUUUUCUGAGAUCCUCUCUGCCAAUUUUUAUCAACAGUGAUCUCCCUAAUAUUUUUUCUGCAAUUACUGUCCAUAUCAGUCAGUUGACACGUUUUAACAUUUCUUGAAAUUAUGUACACUAAUUUGAACUGUCAGUUAAUUAUUCAUGCAUGCUUGUCUUGUGUACCCCACCUGUAAACCUCGAACUAAUGUAAUAUAAAUAAAAGAACACAGAUUGAUUAUCAGAACAUCCUAGCUCUCAAAUCUGAAAAUGGGGCUCAAGUGUGUUGCCUUGGAUGAGUCACUCAAAUUCUUCAAGCCAUAAUUUCACCAUGUAUGAAAUGAAGAGCAUAAUCUCAGCUUAAUAGAAUUCUUCAGGUUAUAGUGAGGUUGUGCAAAGCUAGGAUGCUAGGCAAAUAUAAAUAGCUGUCUUCAUACUAUUCUAUUUGUUUAAUAAAUAGUGCUUAAUAAAUAUUUAAUGUAU